CUCCUCUCCAUCGUCGCCUCCCCCCGCAUUGGUAUCCCCUUGACACAUCACGCGCAGGUCCCUUCGCGCUAGUUGCUGUCCACAGAAGGAGGUUCUGAAGGAAGGGAAUCAUGCGGGGCGGGAGGCGAGUAUCCUCUCGUCCUUGGCUGCCGCCGCCACCGCCGCCUCCCCGCAAGCUGCGCUGAUUUCUCCCUGCUUGGCUGCGGCCGCUGUUUUUGCAGCCAUUUUGCACCAGCGGAGCCGGAGGCAGAGAGGGCUGCUGCGGCGGAGCAGAGACAUGGGCUAACAGCUGUUGCGGCACAGGAACCAGCACCAUGGUGAAGAGGAAAAGCUCAGAAGGCCAGGACCAGGAGAGCGGCCGAGGGGUUCCCUUGCCUAUCCAGACCUUCCUGUGGAGGCAAACCAGUGCAUUUUUGAGACCCAAAUUGGGAAAGCAAUAUGAAGCUUCUUGUGUGUCCUUUGAAAGAGUUUUGGUUGAAAACAAGCUGCAUGGUCUUUCACCAGCUCUUUCUGAAGCCAUCCAGAGCAUUUCACGCUGGGAAUUGGUUCAAGCUGCCUUACCACAUGUCCUUCACUGCACAGCCACUCUGCUUUCCAACCGAAACAAGUUAGGACAUCAGGACAAACUUGGUGUUGCUGAGACAAAACUCCUUCACACUCUACAUUGGAUGUUGCUAGAAGCACCUCAAGACUGCAGCCAUGACCACUUUGGAGGAUCAGGAGACAGAGGGUCAAGCUGGAGAGGAAGCAGCAGUGCCUUUAUCCACCAGAUUGAAAACCAAGAAUCUCCAGGGCAAUCAAGAUGUGACAGUACCAAUGAAGAAGAAGAGAACAGCAGAAGGAAGUUCUUUCAGAAUUCAAUGGCCACUGUUGAGCUUUUUGUGUUCUUGUUUGCUCCUCUGGUUCAUAGGAUUAAAGAAUCUGAUCUGACCUUUCGUCUUGCCAGUGGUCUUGUCAUUUGGCAGCCAAUGUGGGAACAUAGACAGCCAGAAGUCACUGCCUUUACUGCACUUGUUAAACCCAUCAGGAAUAUAAUCACAGCAAAGAGGAGUUCUCCAAUCAAAAACCAGGGUCUUACAUGUGAAUCACCUAAUUUGGAUGCUGAGCAUACAGAGAUAGUGUGUGAAUCAACAGAAUCAGACUCUGUUCCACCAAGACGAGCCUUUCUGGGCUGCCACCGUGGAAAUUCCAUUGAUGGAAGCAUCUCACCCCAAGGGUCCCAAGAGAAAGGAACCCCCUAUCCUCGAGUGUCUUUGGUGAUCCCACCAUGCCAAAGGUCCCGCUAUGCCACUUACUUUGAUGUUGCUGUAUUACGAUGCCUGCUUCAGCCACACUGGUCUGAGGAAGGCACACAAUGGUCCUUGAUGUAUUAUCUCCAGCGGCUGCGCCACAUGUUAGAAGAAAAGCCAGAGAAAUCAUUUGACCCAGAAAUCCCACCAUUGCCAAGGCCACGCAGUAGUUCCAUGGUGGCUGCUACUCCUUCAUUAGUCAAUACUCACAAAACACAGGAUCUCACAAUGAAAUGUAAUGAGGAAGAAAAAUCAUUAAGCACCGAAGCUUUUGCCAAAGUAUCCCUAACUAACCUGAGGAGACCAGCAGUUCCCGAUCUCUCCUCUGAUUUGGGAAUGAAUAUAUUUAAAAAGUUCAAGAGUCGUAAGGAGGAUCGUGAACGCAAGGGCUCUAUUCCUUUCCACCACACAGGGAAGAAAAGGCAACGUCGAAUGGGAGUGCCCUUCCUGCUCCAUGAAGACCAUUUGGAUGUAUCACCUACUCGAAGCACAUUCUCUUUUGGCAGCUUCUCUGGGAUUGGUGAAGACAGGCGUGGCAUUGAGAGAGGAGGGUGGCAAACCACUAUUCUAGGGAGAUUUACAAGACGGGGCAGCUCUGAUACAGCUACUGAGAUGGAAAGUCUGAGUGCUCGGCAUUCUCAUUCCCAUCAUACUUUGGUUACUGACCUGCCAGAUCACUCCAACAGCCAUGUACGUUCCCAAAUUUCCACCAUCACGGUGGCCACCUUCAAUACCACGCUGGCCUCUUUCAAUGUGGGCUAUGCUGAUUUCUUCAGUGAGCACAUGCGCAAGCUCUGCAACCAGGUGCCCAUACCAGAAAUGCCCCAUGAGCCCCUGGCAUGUGCCAAUCUCCCUCGAAGUCUGACCGAUUCUUGCAUCAACUAUAGUUGCCUGGAAGAUACAGAUCACAUAGAUGGGACCAGCAACUUUGUCCACAAGAAUGGCAUGCUGGAUCUUUCGGUGGUUCUUAAAGCAGUUUACUUGGUCUUGAAUCAUGACAUCAGCUCCCGAAUCUGUGAUGUGGCCCUCAAUAUUGUGGAAUGUCUGCUUCAGCUUGGUGUGGUACCCUGUGUGGAGAAGGUCAGAAGGAAAAGUGAGAAUAAGGAGAAUGAGACCAAUGAAAAGAGACCAAGUGAAACUUCCUUUCAACUCAAGGGGGCUUUGACUACCUCAGCGUCUGGAUUUGGGACUGCUGCAAUAACUGGAACAGGAGAUGGCAGUGGAGAAGGUGGAGGAGGAGUUGGAAGUGCUGCUGGAGGAGGAGGAGGAAGUGGUGGAGGAGAUGGAGGAGGUGGUGGUGGAGGAGGAGGAGGAGGAGGAGGGGGAGAAGGUGGAGGAAGAUCCUUUGAAAAGAAUGAUAAAAAGGAAGACAAGGAUGAAAAUACUCCAGUAAGCACUCAUAGGCUGGCUCUGACAAUGCUGAUAAAAAUUGUGAAGUCUCUGGGCUGUGCAUAUGGCUGUGGAGAAGGUCACCGAGGACUCUCUGGAGAUCGUCUGAGACAUCAGGCUCAGAAUUGCCUUACAAAGUUAUAUAAACUGGAUAAGAUGCAGUUUCGUCAGACAAUGAGAGAUUAUGUGAAUAAAGAUUCAUUGAACAACGUGGUGGAUUUUUUACAUGCUUUGCUAGGAUUUUGCAUGGAACCAGUUACUGACAACAAGGCUGGUUUUGGAAAUAACUUUACUACCAUGGACAACAAAUCUACAGCCCAAAGUAUUGAGGGCAUUAUUGUCAGUGCUAUGUUUAAAUCUCUGAUCACUCGCUGUGCCUCUACUACGCACGAGCUCCAUAGUCCUGAGAAUCUGGGUCUGUACUGUGACAUCCGACAAUUGGUACAGUUUAUCAAGGAGGCUCAUGGAAAUGUUUUCAGAAGAGUAGCUCUUAGUGCUCUUUUGGACAGUGCAGAAAAGUUGAUUCCAGGAAGAAAAACAGAAGAAAAUACUGAACAAGAACCCAAACCACCAGGGAGUAAAAAAUCUGAAGUAGGAAGUGUUGUUAUUGAUAAAGGACAGCUGUCUUCUGGUCCUGAUGAAUGUCGUGGCUAUAUCUCAGGCCGUCCAAUACAAACUCCUGAGCAUGAUGAACAAAUGCAAGGAGCAGCCUUAGGCCGCAAGGAUUUCUGGCGGAAAAUGUUUAAAUCUCAGAGUGCAGCUAGCGAUACCAGCAGCCAGUCGGAGCCAGACACUUCCGAAUGCACAACUGCACACUCAGGAACGACCACAGAGAGGCGCUCCCGCUCCCGCUCCAGACGGAUCUCCCUGAGAAAGAAACUCAAACUCCCACUAGGGAACUGGCUGAAACGUUCAUCAAUUUCUGGUCUGGCAGAUGGUGUAGAAGAUCUUCUGGAUAUUAGCUCUGUGGAUCGUCUCUCUUUCAUCAGGCAGAGCUCCAGGGUGAAAUUUACUAGUGCAGUGAAGUUAGCAGAAGGUGGGCCUGGAAGUGGCAUGGAAAAUGGGCGUGAAGAAGAGGAUAAUUUCUUCAAGCGUCUUGGUAAAUGGCGCACCUGCCGAAGACAUCCAUCCAGGCUUCAUCACACAGAAGAAAAAGAUGGUUGCCAGACUUAUGAAGAUCAUCUGGCUUCCAACCAAGAGGGAAACAAAUGCAAGAACGUGGUGAAUUUGGGAGCCAUUCGACAAGGCAUGAAGCGGUUUCAAUUUCUCUUAAACUGCUGUGAACCAGGAACAAUCCCUGAUGCUUCUAUUCUUGCAGCUGCUCUUGAUCUUGAGGCACCAGUGGUGGCAAGGGCGGCCCUUUUCUUGGAAUGUGCUCGCUUUGUGCACCGCUGCAACCGGGGCAACUGGCCAGAAUGGAUGAAGGGGCAUCAUGUGAAUAUUACUAAGAAAGGCCUUUCUCGUGGGCGCUCUCCAAUCGUGGGAAAUAAACGAAACCAGAAGUUACAGUGGAGUGCAGCCAAGCUCUUCUACCAGUGGGGGGAAGCAAUUGGAGUCCGUCUCAAUGAACUUUGCCAUUCUGAGAGUGAGAGUCCGGCCAAUCUGCUGGGCCUCAUUUAUGAUGAGGAGACCAAGAGGAGGCUGAGAAAGGAGGAUGAGGAAGAAGACUUUUUAGAUGACAGUAAGGAGACUCCCUUUACUACAAGAACCCCCACUUGUACAGUAAAUCCCACCAAAUGUUGUUGUCCUUUUGCUUUGAAGAUGGCAGCAUGUCAGCUUCUUCUAGAGAUCACCACUUUUCUUCGAGAGACCUUUCCCUACAUGCCCAGGCCACGUACUGAACCGCUUGUGGAUCUGGAGAGUUGCAGGUUGCGUUUGGACCCUGAGAUGGAUCGACACAGGUAUGAGAGGAAGAUCAGCUUUGCUGGGGUUUUGGAUGAAAAUGAAGAUUCAAAAGAUUCCUUACACAGCAGCAGUCAUACCUUGAAGUCUGAUACAGGUUGUGAAGAGAAGAAAGUUCCCAGCAGGAAGAUCAGGAUAGGAGGCUCCCGCUUGCUCCAGAUUAAAGGAACCCGCAGUUUCCGGGUGAAGAGAGGGGGUUCCCUGUCCAGCAUUCGCCGGGCCGGCAGCCUAAAGAGCACCAAGUUAUCCCGUCAGGACUCAGAGUCUGAGAAUGAGGAGCUGCAGCUGUCCCACAGCAGGGACACUGUCACUGACAUAGAAGGAAGCCCUUGGAGUGCAAGUGAACCUAGUAUAGAACCUGAAGUGCUCAGCAGCACUGGAACAGAAGAUAACUAUCACCGGAAUAUGACGUGGCUACAUGUGAUGAUCCUGCUGUGCAACCAGCAGAGUUUCAUUUGUACCCAUAUUGAUUACUGCCACCCUCACUGCUACCUCCACCACAGUCGUUCAUGUGCGCGCCUUGUCCGGGCGAUCAAACUUUUGUAUGGAGACACUGUGGAUUCACUUAAAGAAAAUAACUUAUUAAAUGGUGUGGCCAGAGGCAAAAAACAAAAAGAGUGUUCAGAUAAGUCAUGCCUCAGAACACCCUCCCUGAAGAAAAGAGUGUUGGAUUCUAAUCUUGAAGGAAAAAAAGACUCUGGAAUGUUGAAAUACAUAAGGCAUCAGGUGAUGAGCCUGUCUCCAGCACCACUUUCACUGUUAAUCAAGGCAGCUCCCAUCCUCACAGAAGAGAUGUAUGGGGACAUCCAGCCUGCAGCAUGGGAGUUGUUGCUCAGUAUGGAUGAACAUAUGGCUGGUGCAGCAGCUGCCAUGUUCCUUUUAUGUGCUGUGAAAGUCCCAGAGGCAGUUUCAGAUAUGCUGAUGUCUGAAUUUCAUCACUCGGAGGCAGUGCAAAGACUGAAUGCCAUUCUCAAGUUCCACACCCUCUGGAGAUUUAGAUAUCAAGUAUGGCCUCGCAUGGAGGAAGGUGCUCAACAAAUCUUUAAGAUUCCUCCACCAAGUAUUAACUUCACCCUGCCCUCUCCAGUGCUUGGAAUGCCGUCUGUCCCCAUGUUUGACCCUCCAUGGGUUCCCCAGUGCAGUGGGAGUGUGCAGGAUCCCAUCAAUGAAGAUCAGUCUAAGUCAUUUUCAGCCCGGGCAGUAUCACGCUCUCAUCAACGAGCAGAACACAUUCUGAAGAACCUGCAACAGGAAGAGGAGAAGAAACGUCUGGGCCGAGAAGCUAGUCUCAUCACUGCCAUACCUAUCACCCAGGAAGCUUGCUAUGAACCCAGUUGUUCCACAAGCUUAGAGCAGGAGGAAGAAGUAGAAGAAAUCACCAACCUGGCAUCACGCCGUCUGUCUGUGAGUCCAUCAUGUACUUCCAGUACAUCACAUAGAAACUAUUCUUUUCGACGUGGGUCAGUUUGGUCAGUGCGUUCAGCAGUCAGUGCUGAAGAUGAAGAGCAUACAACAGAGCACACACCAAAUCAUCAUGUGCCACAGCCCCCACAGGCAGUGUUUCCUGCAUGCAUUUGUGCAGCUGUACUUCCCAUUGUUCACUUGAUGGAAGAUGGAGAAGUUCGGGAAGAUGGAGUAGCAGUGAGUGCAGUGGCUCAACAAGUCUUGUGGAACUGUCUCAUUGAAGAUCCGUCCACAGUUCUUCGACAUUUCCUGGAGAAACUCACUAUCAGUAAUCGGCAGGAUGAAUUGAUGUAUAUGCUGAGGAAACUUUUAUUGAAUAUUGGAGACUUUCCUGCUCAGACAUCCCAUAUCCUCUUCAACUACUUGGUGGGGCUGAUCAUGUAUUUUGUGCGCACACCAUGUGAAUGGGGCAUGGAUGCAAUUUCAGCCACUCUGACCUUUCUUUGGGAAGUGGUGGGCUAUGUAGAAGGACUGUUCUUCAAGGAUCUCAAACAAACUAUGAAGAAGGAACAAUGUGAAGUGAAGCUUCUGGUUACUGCCUCAAUGCCAGGUACCAAGACCCUAGUAGUUCAUGGGCAGAAUGAAUGUGAUAUCCCAACUCAGCUACCAGUCCAUGAAGACACCCAGUUUGAAGCUCUUUUAAAGGAGUGUCUGGAAUUUUUUAACAUACCUGAAUCCCAGUCUUCCAACUAUUUUUUAAUGGAUAAGCGGUGGAAUCUUAUUCAUUAUAAUAAGACCUAUGUCCGUGACAUUUACCCAUUUCGUAGAUCAGUAUCUCCACAACUGAAUCUGGUACACAUGCAUCCAGAAAGGGGGCAAGAACUCAUUCAAAAACAGGUAUUUACCCGUAAAUUAGAAGAAGUGGGUCGAGUGUUGUUUCUCAUUUCUUUGACUCAGAAGAUUCCUGUGGCUCACAAGCAGUCCCAUGUGUCUUUGUUGCAAGAAGACCUUCUUCGCUUGCCUUCAUUUCCACGUAGUGCCAUUGAUGCAGAAUUUUCACUCUUCAAUGAUCCACAAGCUGGCAAGGAACUGUUUGGUCUGGAUACACUUCAGAAAAGCCUAUGGAUUAAAUUGCUAGAAGAGAUGUUUCUGGGAAUGCCCAGUGAAUUCCCUUGGGGGGAUGAAAUUAUGCUGUUCCUGAAUGUAUUUAAUGGAGCCCUGAUCUUACAUCCAGAGGACAGCGCAUUGUUGAGGCAGUAUGCUGCUACUGUAAUCAACACAGCUGUACACUUCAACCACCUCUUCUCUCUCAGUGGUUACCAGUGGAUCCUUCCCACUAUGCUGCAGGUAUACGCUGACUAUGAGAGUAAUCCACAGCUCCGUCAAGCAAUUGAAUUCGCCUGCCGUCAGUUUUACAUUCUACAUCGUAAGCCUUUUGUGCUGCAAUUGUUUGCUAGUGUUGCUCCACUUCUGGAAUUUCCUGAUGCUGCAUACAAUGGACCCAGCAAGGGAGUGUCUGCUCAGUGCCUGUUUGAUCUCCUACAGUCCUUAGAAGGAGAUACUUCUGACAACCUAGAUAUUCUAGAAUUGGUAAAAGCAGAGAAGCCCCUGAAAUCACUAGAUUUCUGUUAUGGCAAUGAGGACCUGACAUUUUCAAUCAGUGAAGCCAUCAAGUUAUGUGUAACAGUUGUGGCAUAUGCACCUGAGUCUUUCAGAAGUCUUCAGAUGCUGAUGGUCCUUGAAGCUCUAGUGCCCUGCUAUUUGCAGAAACUUAAGAGGCAAACCUCCCAAGUGGAAACCGUGACAGCUGCUCGAGAAGAGAUUGCUGCUACAGCUGCUCUUGCAACAUCCUUGCAAGCACUUUUGUACAGUGUGGAAGUUCUUACUCGGCCAAUGACUGCACCUCAGAUGAGUCGCUGUGAUCAAGGCCAUAAAGGAACCACUUCUGCUAACCAUACUAUGUCAGCUGGAACAAAUACCAGGUAUCCAGAGCAAGGAGCCAAACUGCAUUUUAUCAGAGAAAAUCUUCAUUUGCUAGAGGAAGGCCAAGGCAUCCAGCGGGAGGAGCUGGAUGAACGGAUUGCUAGAGAAGAGUUUCGGCGACCUCGUGAGUCCCUACUGAAUAUAUGCACUGAGUUCUACAAACACUGUGGCCCCCGACUGAAGAUCUUACAGAACCUGGCUGGAGAGCCCAGGGUGACUUCUUUAGAGCUGCUGGAUGUUAAGUCUCAUAUGAGAUUGGCAGAGAUUGCACAUUCCCUUUUGAAGCUGGCACCUUAUGAUACCCAAACAAUGGAGAGCCGAGGGCUCCGCCGGUACAUCAUGGAAAUGCUGCCCAUCACUGACUGGACAGCUGAGGCAGUGAGGCCUGCCCUUAUCCUCAUCUUGAAAAGACUGGAUCGUAUGUUCAAUAAAAUUCACAAGAUGCCUACUUUGAGGAGACAGGUUGAAUGGGAGCCUGCCAGCAAUUUGAUUGAAGGGGUUUGUUUGACACUUCAGAGGCAGCCAAUCAUAUCCUUCCUGCCUCAUCUUAGGUCACUGAUCAAUGUCUGUGUCAAUUUGGUGAUGGGAGUAGUAGGACCUUCCAGUGUGGCUGAUGGAUUACCCCUUCUUCAUCUCAGCCCUUAUCUCUCGCCACCUCUACCCUUCAGCACAGCUGUUGUCCGGCUUGUAGCAUUGCAGAUUCAGGCUUUAAAAGAAGAUUUUCCCUUAAGCCAUGUGAUCUCCCCAUUCACCAAUCAGGAGAGAAGGGAAGGAAUGCUUUUAAAUCUACUGAUUCCAUUUGUGCUCACAGUAGGAUCAGGAAGCAAAGACAGCCCUUGGCUGGAGCAGCCUGAAGUUCUCCUGCUGCUCCAGACAGUCAUUAACAUUUUACUGCCACCUCGCAUUAUUAGCACUUCACGUAGUAAGAACUUCAUGCUGGAGAGCUCCCCUGCCCACUGCUCCACUCCAGGAGAUGCAGGAAAGGACCUGCGUAAGGAAGGGCUAGCUGAAUCCACUAGUCAAGCAGCCUACUUGGCUUUGAAGGUGAUCCUUGUUUGUUUUGAGCGGCAGCUUGGUAGCCAAUGGUAUUGGCUGAGUCUGCAAGUCAAAGAAAUGGCUUUGCGAAAAGUUGGAGGGCUGGCCCUAUGGGACUUCCUGGAUUUUAUUGUACGCACUCGAAUUCCUAUUUUUGUACUUCUUCGACCCUUUAUUCAAUGCAAGUUGCUAGCCCAGCCAGCUGAGAAUCACGAGGAACUGACUGCCCGACAACACAUUGCUGACCAGCUAGAGCGGCGCUUCAUCCCCCGCCCUCUCUGUAAGAGCUCUCUCAUUGCAGAAUUCAAUAAUGAACUGAAGAUCCUCAAAGAGGCUGUGCAUAGUGGAUCAGCUUACCAAGGGAAGACCUCCAUCAGCACUGUGGGAACCUCCACCUCUGCUUAUCGACUGAGCCUUGCCACUAUGUCCCGCUCCAAUACUGGCACUGGAACUGUUUGGGAACAGGAUAGUGAGCCUUCUCAGCAAGCCUCCCAGGAUACUUUAAGCAGAACAGAUGAAGAAGAUGAGGAAAAUGAUUCAGUGAGCAUGCCCAGUGUGGUAAGUGAACAGGAAGCAUACCUUAUGGGUACCAUUGGGAGGAGGCGAUUCUCCAGCCAUCUCUCCAGCAUAUCUGCACCUCAGCCUGAAGUGGGGAUGUUACCCAGUCAAAGUGAACCCAAUGUCCUCGAUGACUCCCAGGGCCUGGCCGCUGAGGGCAGCCUCUCUAGGGUAGCAAGUGUGCAGAGUGAACCUGGACACCACAAUCUCCUUCUUCAGCAACCAUUAGGGAGAAAAAGAGGUCUAAGACAGCUAAGGAGGCCUCUUUUAUCACGCCAGAAAACCCAAACUGAACCUCACAGCCAUCACGGAGCACGACUUUCAACAACACGUAGAAGCAUACAGCCCAAAACAAAACCAACUGUGGAUCAAAAACGAUCUGUAACCUUCACUGAAGCUCAGUCAGAGGCAUCAUCUUCAAAAUCUGAUCCUACACCUAUUACAGCCCAGCAGCUACAAUGCAGCAAAAGGAACAGCCCUACAGAAGGUAGCAAGCAAGCAACCAAUAAAUCUGUUGUGAAGUCAUCACCUACUAUUAUUGUGGCAGAUCUCCAUAGUCAAAUCUCUUCUUACCAGCCCACCUUUUCUUCAGGAGCUCAAGGAAGUAUACAUGGCUCCAUCCUAUCAGCACAACAGCCCUGUGAGAUUGAGACACUUGCUACUGGAAAGGAUACAAAAAAGGAGGGUGAUUCAGAAGAAAAGCCAGCACUUGCUCAUAGUACUUCUCCAACUACACAACUUUCUGAUGCUGAGGACUUCACAGGCUUAGAAACAACCAGUUUAUUGCAGCAUGAAGAUACUGUGCUUCAUAUAAGUGAAGACAAUGGGAUGGAGAAUCCUCUUCUUUCCAGGCAGUUCAAUUUCACACAAGUUGAGAUGGGACAAACUGAUGUUGGCCUGGAUGAAUCACAUGUUUGACUUGAAAGAAACAUAAGUACAGUAGAGGAAGGAGAGACUUUCCUCUAAUCGUCAUAGCUCUCUAUAAGUAAUGUAAGUAAAGAAAGAGCACUUUAUAAACAAUGAGAGAUAUCUCAUAUUCUGUUGGCGGGUUAAUAUAUUUCAUAAUUCGUAAGUUAUGCCUUUGGAAGAUCUAGUUAAGACUCAGGACACAUGUAAGAUUGAGGAAUAACUUGGAAUGUUCUUAGACACAGAACUUAAUCAUGACAUAGGAAUCUUCUGCUUCUUAGACUCUCCAAUAAAAUAUUACAUUAAACAUGACAGGCAGAAAAUGAGUAUGAUCUUUUAGAAGGCAGGCCACCUUAAUAUCUUAAAGUUUAUUUUUGUAGUCUCAGAUGGGAAACAGAUAUACAGAGUAUAUUUAUCACAAACAUUAAUAGCAAUCAUGCUACAGGAAAAUUUCAUGACUAUAUAUUUCAAUCAACAUAGGACACAAUUUAUUUUCACACCUAUAUAAGUUUGCAGGUGUUUGUGAAUCUGUGAAAAAACAACAUAUAUGCAUUAUGUCUCUGAACUACCGUAUAUAUCCAAUGGAUGAUUUGCAAUCUAAAUGAAUAUGAAUGUAAUCAUUAAUGUUCAAAUAAAUAAUAACCUUUAUAUUAUGAUGUCAUGUUGCUAUAAAUUAAUUUUAUUUAGUUAAUAUUUAAAGGGUUCUAAAUUGGAUGUAGUAUCAGCCAUACAUAUAGCCUACAUAUAGCCUAUCGUAAGAAGCAAAAUGUUAAUUAUAUAUAUUUCAUUACUAUAUGUGCAUUUAUACAUAUAUUGAUAUAGCUGAAUACAGUUCUGUUGAAAACUUCUAGAGUUGAGGGAGAAGUUUGUUUUUUUUUUAGAUAGGGCAUGCAUUUUCUAGCAUGCAUGGUCCAAUUUUGGUUGUCUUCUUUGAAAUGACCUUGAAAACAGAUAAUAGAAUAACAGAGUUGGAAAGGACCUUGGAGGUUUUCUAGUCCAGAUAAAGUGACAUAAGCAACUCCUUCCAUCAAAUGUGUGAGGUCCAUCAAUCCAGCUAUAUGUACUUUUCAUGGGGUGCAAAAAAAACCCCAAAACAGACCCAUGCUGGGUGUGAGUCAUUCCAAUUCUGGGAGAGGGAAAGAUUGAUGUUGUGGCUACUAUAUCUUUUUUUGACAAUUUUUAACAAUAGGAAUGUUUUUACUAAAUUCUGUUCUGAAAGCAAUCUAAACAAAGAGGAUGUGUGUCAGUCUUGACAGCACAUUUAACAUACUUAGAAUGUAUAGUGCCUCAGAUUUAAUUUGGAACACACAGAAGCAUGAAUGCAUGGGAUCAUUAAUAUAGCACUGUCUGUGCUUCAUUAAAGCAGCUGCAUGUUUUUAUAAAAAUAGUUAAAUGGCUGCUUUAAUAGACAGAUGCCAUAUUUACAUUCUCACAUAUUCUCAAAUGCCUCUUCUACACUGAAUCUGAAACUCCACACAGCCUUAGUGUGUUUUAAAUAGUGCUCUGGAUAGCAUACAUGCUGCUAUAUGGAAGAAUGAAACAUGUCAUGAUCCAGUAGAAUGGGCUUUUUUCUUGCCUUUUCAAAUAAUUUAUUUUCACUAGGAAAAAUGGGAAUGUACUAUAUUAAAUGAAAACUAACAAGAUGAAUGUUGAUUCUACUAUUAAAACAGUCAAAAGGAAAUGGGCAGAGGCUAUGCAAUACUGAGGAAUAAACACACUAAAGACUUUUCACCUAAACAUCCUCCAAAGCUCUAGAAAUCUCUCUUGGGUACUGUAGAAGGUACAUCUCAUAUAUGUAUGAAUGCACAGAACACAAAUAAGACACAUUGAAAAUCACAUUUUAGGAACAAUAAUGACUGUGAAUCUCUCUAUCAAAGUCAGUUAUUACAUUUCAUUUUUAGUGUGACCCAGAGUAAAGUACUGAAUCCAUUUUAGCAAGCCAUAAUAAAAACCUCAAAAAUAUGCCUAUUGUAAUUUUGUUUAAGUUGCAUUUUAAAAUUACAUGUUAUUUUUUAAAAAAACAUUUUUAAAAAAUAGCCUAAAAUAGCUAUGACUGCUCAAGCAAUUUACUGUGAUACAAGCAUAUGUUUUUCUUGUGUGUUUCUUUUAGUUGCAUUGUACUAACUAAAGGCACAUAGAAUUGUACUCUUAACAAGAAUUUAUUGCUUUCUUCCAUUGCUAUAUUGAUAAGUAAUAAGUAUGUAUCUGCUGUGAAGAAACUUAAUUUUGCUUAGUGUUAGAGGCCUUAUGUGUGAAUAGUGUUGUUUUUAAAAAAUGUCUGUGUUGUUUUAGAUUUUUAUAUUAAAAUAUUGGCAUUAUUAAAAUGUCCCUUUCUAAAAAACAUGUGAUACCAAGUUAUGAAAUUACAGCCAUACUCCCAAGUUUCCUGUAAAUUCCUCCUUCAACAUGUGCCUCCCAAUAUUUUUUCAAGCAGUUCCCAAUCCUUGUCCAGUUUUAUAGAAAGGGAACAUUAUUGUCUUGCUAAUCUAUAUGAUUGCAGCAUUUAUAUGUGUGUUUUUCUUACCGUGACCAUAGCUGUGUUGAAUGUUGCAGUAUUCAUGUUUAUAUGUACAUGCAUAAGAAUGCCAUCAGAUACGUUUGAAGAAUGCUGCUGUAGGAUUCCCUAGAAAUAUUAAAGCUUGGUUUGAUUAUAACUUCUGUAGAAUUUUAGUUUUAAAAUUAAGAAUUGACAUUCAAAAAUAUAAAUUAGUACUAUCUUCAGAAACAAGUCAUUUUAAAUUUCCAAAACAGCUUUCUCUGCAAAAGUUUCAAUUUAGUGAAUACUUCGAUUGCCAAAGAAAUUCUGAUUUAAAAAUAUCAAGGGAUAAGGUAUAAAAUGUUUAGAUUGUUUAUAGCAGCAAUCAAUAUGGUUAAUAAAUGAUCUCAGGAUAAUCAGAGGAAUGUUAUCUUUGCAUUGAUAUAUGCUAUAUUUAAGUGAAAGAAGGGCUAUUUUGCCAUAUUAACUAUUGAAAAAUAUAUUGAAAUUGAAAAAAUAUUUAUUUAUAUGAACCUUAAAAUCAAUCUGUACACAUUAAAGCUAAUUUUUAAUUACAAAUGGAAAUGAAACCCCACCUGAAAGUUAAAUAAAAUUGUUUAAAAUUGAGAUCAAAAGAUAUAGAAUUAAAAUGUUAAUAGAUCUGUAAAGUGCAUCAGAUGACCAAAGAUGAAGGGUAAAAUAAACUAUAGAAAUGUUUGAAUUAAGUUUAUGAAAGAGAUUAAAAUAGUUUGUUUGAAAAUGCAUAAAUAAAUUGUCUACAAAUACA
Pantherophis guttatus is the source of this 13729-nucleotide messenger RNA. It is a transcript of the gene UNC80, whose product is annotated as unc-80 subunit of NALCN channel complex. Lineage: Eukaryota; Metazoa; Chordata; Lepidosauria; Squamata; Colubridae. Gene Ontology annotation, cellular component: cation channel complex; axon. Gene Ontology annotation, molecular function: monoatomic cation channel activity. The record is from RefSeq and is a predicted model, not a curated record. Gene Ontology annotation, biological process: monoatomic cation homeostasis.